GAACAAAGUAGAGUCCACAGUGUCCACUGCAUUGGUAUGUGGGAUGAACUUGCUGUGCUUUGCAAGGUUUAGAAGAAUAUAUAAACCUACUCACCUGCGUACGUGUUGAUGGCAGAGGCAUAAAACAACCAUUUCUGUCUGGAAUAGUUGGCAAGGAUCAUUCCUGAGUCCAAACGCUCCAGCGUUGAGGUCUGACCAAGAUAAGAAGAUUAUUUAUUAUUCAGAUAACCUAUCAUAUUUCUCGAGGCUUGUUUCAGGCUAAACACAACGUCGUCAGUUGACAAGGUCUGAUUUCUAAACAGCAACUGAAGCUGCUUGCAGGACCAUCAUCUGCUUCAAUCCCACUCUUCCCUCAGUCCUCCACCACGCCUUCCCCUUGUUCAUCAUCUGCUUCCUCAUGCCUCUCCUUCAUCAUGUCCUCCUUGGCUUCCUCCUCAUCCUCCUCUACCUACGGACUCCGACGAGCUCUACCGCCACGGACACCGUGUCUCCCGGCCACGCACUCGUCGGCAGCGACAGGCUUGUCUCCAACAACGGGAAGUUCGCGCUCGGCUUCUUCAAGCCAGGCAAUGAGUCCUACACCAACCACAAUUCCUACCUUGGCAUAUGGUUCAACAAGGUCCCCAAGCUAACCCCACUGUGGACUGCCAACGGUAAUAACCCGGUGGUGGACCCCACUUCACCGGAGCUCGCAAUAUCCGGUGAUGGAAACUUGGCCAUCUUGGAUCAUGCCACCAAGUCGAUCAUAUGGUCCACCCAUGCCAACAUCACUGCCAAGGACACCAUUGCCAUACUGUUGAACAACGGGAAUCUUGUCCUACGAAGCUCCUCAAAUUCAUCCAUAAUCUUCUGGCAGAGCUUCGACUACCCAACAGAUACACUUUUCCCCAGUGCGAAGAUUGGCUGGGACAAGGUCACCGGCCUGAACCGUCGUCUUGUUUCUAGGAAGAACUCGAUUGAUCAAGCUCCUGGUAUAUACUCCUUGGAGUUAGGGCCCAAUGGGGAUGGUCAUCUGCUAUGGAACUCAACCAUAGCGUAUUGGUCCAGCGGACAGUGGAACGGCCGAUAUUUUGGCCUAACACCGGAGAUGACAGGCGCUCUCAUGCCGAAUUUCACAUUUUUCCACAAUGACCAAGAGGCUUACUUCAUAUACACCUGGGAUAAUGAGACGGCGAUCAUGCACGCCGGAAUAGAUGUCUUCGGCAGAGGUUUGGUGGCCACAUGGUUGGAGGAAUCGCAGGACUGGUUGAUCUAUUACAGGCAGCCUGAAGUUCAUUGUGAUGUGUAUGCAAUCUGUGGACCAUUCACAAUCUGCGACGACAAUAAGGAUCCGUUCUGCGACUGUAUGAAGGGCUUCUCUGUAAGAUCACCAAAGGACUGGGAGCUUGACAAUCGAACAGGAGGGUGCAUCAGGAAUACUCCGUUAAGUUGUGGCAGUAGAACGGACAGAACAGGCCUCACAGAUAAAUUCUACCCUGUGCAAAGUAUUAGGUUGCCUCACAGUGCCGAAAAUGUGAAGGUUGCUACCAGUGCAGAUGAAUGCUCACAGGCAUGCUUGAGCAACUGCUCCUGUACUGCUUAUUCCUAUGGGAAAAGUGGCUGCUCUGUUUGGCAUGAUGAGUUGUACAAUGUAAAGCAACUAUCUGAUUCUUCUUCUGAUGGAAACGGGGAAGUUCUUUACAUUCGCCUUGCUGCGAAAGAGUUGCAAAGUUUAGAAAGGAAGAAGAGUGGAAAAAUAACUGGCGUUACCAUUGGUGCAAGCACCGGUGGCGCUUUGCUUUUGAUUAUCCUUCUAUUGAUAGUUUGGAGAAGGAAAGGGAAAUGGUUUACUCUCACACUGGAAAAGCCUGAGGUUGGCGUUGGGAUCAUUGCAUUUAGAUAUAUUGAUUUGCAACGGGCAACUAAAAACUUUUCUAAGAAGUUGGGGGGAGGCAGUUUUGGUUCUGUAUUUAGAGGCUACCUAAGCAACUCUACCAUAGCAGUGAAAAGGCUUGAUGGUGCCCGUCAAGGAGAGAAGCAGUUCAGGGCUGAAGUGAAUUCAAUUGGAAUCAUCCAACGUAUUAACUUAGUUAAAUUGGUCGGGUUUUGUUGCGAAGGUGAUAAUAGGUUACUUGUGUAUGAAUACAUGCCAAACAGCUCCCUUGAUGUGUGUUUAUUCAAGGCUAAUGAUAUAGUUUUGGAUUGGACUACUAGAUAUCAAAUAGCUAUUGGAGUUGCCAGAGGCCUUGCCUACUUGCAUACUAGUUGUCGGGAUUGCAUCAUACAUUGUGACAUCAAGCCAGAGAAUAUACUUCUGGAUGCAUCUUAUGUGCCUAAAAUUGCAGAUUUUGGAAUGGCAAAGAUUUUGGGGAGAGAAUUUAGCCGUGCUAUGACUACAAUGAGAGGAACUUUUGGAUAUCUGGCUCCUGAAUGGAUUAGUGGAACAGUUGUUACAUCUAAAGUAGAUGUUUACAGCUACGGGAUGGUCUUUUUUGAGAUCAUAUCGGGAAGAAGGAACUCAAGUCAUGAAAAUUUCAGGGAUGGUGAUUAUUCAUUCUUUUUUCCCAUGCAAGCUGCACGCAAGCUUCUCAAUGGAGACGUUGGAAGUCUUGUGGAUGCUAGUUUGGAAGGCGGUGUGAACCUCGUUGAGGUUGAAAGAGCUUGCAAAAUUGCAUGCUGGUGUAUUCAAGAUAACAAAUUUGAUCGACCAACAAUGGGCGAGGUGGUACAGUCUCUUGAGGGUCUACUUGAACUCGACAUGCCUCCAUUACCAAGACUACUAAAUGCUAUCACAGGAGGCUCACAUCCAGUGACACCACAAUAUUUUGAUUCACUAUAAAUCUGUAUGUUGAUUUGCAAUUUCCAGUUGUCUGACAGAACAUUAUAAUUCAUCUUGCCUUUUAAGAAAACUAGGUAUAACAUGUAAGAUCUCUAGGAGAUCAUGUCUUAUACUCGUAUUAAAUAAACUCAGUACCGU
Oryza sativa Japonica Group (Japanese rice) is the source of this 2956-nucleotide messenger RNA. RefSeq names its product G-type lectin S-receptor-like serine/threonine-protein kinase At2g19130. NCBI's taxonomy places the organism in Eukaryota, Viridiplantae, Streptophyta, Magnoliopsida, Poales, Poaceae. Gene Ontology annotation, biological process: recognition of pollen; protein phosphorylation. The record is from RefSeq and is a predicted model, not a curated record. Gene Ontology annotation, molecular function: ATP binding; protein serine/threonine kinase activity.